Acanthoscelides obtectus is the source of this 306-nucleotide messenger RNA. Lineage: Eukaryota; Metazoa; Arthropoda; Insecta; Coleoptera; Chrysomelidae. The record is from the annotation of a GenBank genome assembly.
AUGAAAGCAGUGUUUGAAGAAAAGAAGAGAAAAAGCCCUGAAAAAGAGAAAAAGACUAAAAAAAAUAAAGAAGACUAUAAUAAAGAAAAUUGUGCCGAAGGUAAAUGUAACAAAGCGAAACUUACCACAGAUAGAGAGGUUAAAAGCAAGAAGACCACAACCAGAAACAAAAGGGCCAAAAGGCUAAAAAAUAUUUGUUUAAUAGUGAUGAUGAAGAUUCAUCUAAUGAUCAAAUUGACGAACGCACAAUUUGCGACGACGAGUCAGAAUUCUCAGAAGAGGAAACUUUAUGUGCAAUUGGUUUAG